GAUUUAUACAAUCUCCUCUCUUCACUUCAUUCACUCAACAUAUACAGAUCGCAUUUGAAUCAGCUGCUUCUUCUCCUACUAGUACUUGUAAAGUGAAUUACAAGUGUCGGCUCGGGGAGGCUGGGUGCAGUUGGGAUUUCUGAAUGCUAUUUUUAAAUGUCACGAAGGUAUGAUAGCCGGACAACAAUCUUCUCCCCUGAGGGCCGUCUCUACCAGGUUGAAUAUGCUAUGGAGGCCAUAGGAAAUGCAGGUUCUGCUAUAGGGAUUUUGUCAAAGGAUGGAGUUGUGUUAGUUGGUGAAAAGAAGGUCACUUCUAAACUACUCCAGACUUCAACAUCAACUGAAAAGAUGUACAAGAUUGAUGAUCAUGUUGCAUGUGCUGUGGCCGGAAUAAUGUCUGAUGCCAACAUUCUCAUCAACACUGCUAGAGUCCAGGCUCAGAGAUAUACGUUAUCGUACCAAGAGCCAAUGCCUGUCGAGCAGCUAGUUCAGUCACUUUGCGACACCAAACAAGGCUAUACACAGUUUGGUGGGCUUCGUCCAUUUGGGGUUUCAUUUCUUUUUGCAGGUUGGGAUAAGAAUUACGGCUUUCAACUUUACAUGAGUGACCCAAGUGGAAAUUAUGGGGGUUGGAAGGCAGCAGCUGUCGGUGCUAACAACCAGGCAGCACAAUCGAUGCUGAAGCAGGAUUACAAGGACGAUAUCACAAGGGAGGAGGCAGUACAGCUUGCACUGAAGGUUCUCAGCAAGACAAUGGACAGCACAAGUCUAACGUCCGAGAAGCUUGAACUGGCAGAGGUAUAUAUGUCUUCAGGAAAAGUGAAGUACCAAGUCUGCUCACCUGAGGCCCUGAGUAAGCUUUUGGUCAAGUAUGGUGUUACUCAACCCCCUGCAGAGACCUCUUAACUUGUAUGCUGUACUGGUCAUUACAGACAUGCUAUUGUUUUCUUGCUGUGAUACAUUGAAUUUUCUGUUUUAAAGACUGCAGGGCAAGAAAUUUGUUAUGGAUUGUAAUAUCUUUGCACUCUCUUAUUUACCUUUUAAGUUAAUGCUUCCCUUUUUAUGCUA
Molecule: messenger RNA, 1068 nt
Organism: Daucus carota subsp. sativus
Lineage: Eukaryota; Viridiplantae; Streptophyta; Magnoliopsida; Apiales; Apiaceae
Product: proteasome subunit alpha type-4
Exons: 3
Coding region: 157-906 (249 amino acids)
Biological process (GO): proteasomal protein catabolic process; ubiquitin-dependent protein catabolic process
Cellular component (GO): nucleus; proteasome core complex; cytosol
Source: RefSeq, a predicted model, not a curated record